This is a messenger RNA of Paralichthys olivaceus (Japanese flounder), 3402 nucleotides long. RefSeq names its product cyclin F (gene ccnf). Lineage: Eukaryota; Metazoa; Chordata; Actinopteri; Pleuronectiformes; Paralichthyidae. The record is from RefSeq and is a predicted model, not a curated record. Gene Ontology annotation, cellular component: cytoplasm; cyclin-dependent protein kinase holoenzyme complex; centrosome. Gene Ontology annotation, biological process: mitotic cell cycle phase transition; regulation of cyclin-dependent protein serine/threonine kinase activity. Gene Ontology annotation, molecular function: cyclin-dependent protein serine/threonine kinase regulator activity; protein binding.
GGUGCUAGAGCAGCAGCGGGGGCGGGUCCAACUAGUGAGUAAGCGUGCGAGCAUUUGAAUUCUAGCAAGAAGAAAUUUUUCGCUCCGAUAUUAACCAACUUGUUCUCACAGCAGAGACCCGGAGCCGCACCGCACCGCACGGCGCCGCACCGCAGCGCAGCACAAUACACCCCGGAGUCACGCACGAGUCUGUUAAAGUGUGAUAUUAACUUUAGCAUCGACGUUUAAAUAGCUCCUCGUUUGUUCCAGCUAACGUUCCAGGCGUCGCUGCUCGAGGAGACUCCACUGCACUUGAAAUGAAAGCGGGCGUCCACUGCCGUUGUUCAAAAUGCUACUCGGUUCCGGCACGGAAGCGGGUCCGUAAGCGAACUCCAGCCCUGACUUUGCUGUCUCUGCCUGAGGAGGUCCUCCUCUGUGUGCUCCAGUGCCUCUCUGCCGAGGACCUGCUGUCUGUCAGAGCGGUUCACUCCCAACUGCGGGAUAUUGUUGACAACCACUCCAGUGUCUGGGCCAGGGUCAGUUUCAGGGACACAUGGCCCUCCCCUAAUACCUUGUGGCUAUUUGAAAGAGCUGCUGAAAAAGGGAAUUUUGAAGCUGCUGUGAAACUAGGCAUUGCGUAUUUGUACAAUGAAGGACCAUUGCUGAGUGAUGAGGGCCGAGCAGAUGUGUGUGGUCGUAAGGCGUCCCACUUCUUCAGCCUGGCAGAGAGCCUGUGCCCUCCCACAGCUGAUCCCUUCAUCUGGUUGUUCAUCCGUCCUCCAUGGUCGCCCACCGGCAGCUGCUGCAAGGCCGUGGUGUUUGACCGUCUCAAGGCUGAGUGUGACACCAACAUAGAGAAGAGGGGCCCCUUAUUGCACUGUUUGGCGAGAGUUUUGCAGCUGUUUGAAGGGGAUGAAAAACACUCAGAUGCCAUAUCUAUGCUGGAGGAGUCUUCGCAGGCUGGCUGUCUUCAGAGCUCCUACCUGUUGUGGGAACACAACCGUAAAUCAGCUAUGGCAGAUCCAGGCCGGUACCUCCAGUGUGUCCGAACCCUCAGGGACUAUGCUGGCAAAGGAUGCUGGGAGGCACAGUUUUCCUUGGCCAAAGUGUGCAGCAGUGGGAACCCGCUGGGUUUGGAGGCGAAGGCCUGCUCUGACUUGGUGGCCCAGCUCUUUAAUUCGUCUAAUCUGGCAUCACAGCGCUGCUCUCAGGGCAUCCUCCGACGAGGCAUCAAGGACACCAUGAGGUACAUCCUGGUGGACUGGCUCGUGGAGGUGACCACCAUGAAGGAUUUCUCCAGCCUGACACUUCAUGUCACAGUGGGAUGUGUGGACCGCUACUUGGCUCUCCGCUCUGUCCCGAAGGCUCGCCUUCAGUUAUUAGGCAUCGCCUGCAUGGUAGUUUGUACACGCUACAUGAGUAAAGAAAUCCUGACCAUACGUGAGGCUGUUUGGCUCACUGACAACACCUACAAAUAUGAGGACCUGGUUCGAAUGAUGGGAGAGGUCAUCUCUGUGCUGGAGGGAAAGAUCAGAAGCCCCACACUGCUGGACUAUGGGGAGGUGCUCCUGUCUCUGCUCCCCCUGGAGAGGAGAACCACUCACCUCUUCAGCUACAUCUGUGAGCUGUCUCUGCUCUACUCUGCUCUCGCCACACCACAACCCGCCAAACUGGCCUGUGCUGCACUCCUUCUUACACGAGCACUACAUCACUACGCUCCAGUCUGGCCUGGCCAGUUGGCUGACUACACAGGCUUCACCAAGCAUGACCUUGUCUCUCUUGCUGUGCUGCUCUAUGUCAAGUGUUUCAGUCCAGAUGUCCCCAAAGAUUACAGACACGUGUCUCUGACUGGAGUCAAGCAACGAUUUGAAGAUGAAGUCUACCAGCACAUCAGCAAAGAAAAGAUGAUGGAUUAUAAAGAACUGUGUCAGAUCCUGGAGAUCCCUGAGGUGGAGCCUCAGAUGGAGCCUCCCAGCCCGACUGGUCAACCAGCAGAUAUCCACACCUUCCUUGCCUCUCCGUCCAGCACCAGCAAGAGGAGACGCGAUGACGGCAUGCAGACCCACAGAGCCAGCUUUGUGGCCACGCCCACGGCUGAGCUAUCCAGUCAGGAGGAGACACUGGUCGGCGACAUUCUGGACUGGAGCUUGGACACUUCCUGUUCGGGUUAUGAGGGGGACCAGGAGGAAGAAGGCGAGGGGGAGAAAGAUGGUGAUUGUUCAAUGAUAUCCAUCAAACUGCUCCCUCUGACUGACACAGAAGAAAACCUUGAGCACUGCAGAGCCCUUUCCAGUGAUGAAGACAGUUUCUGUGAAGUGGAAAAGGAGGUGAAAACAGAUUCCCAAGGCCAGGAACCCCUCACCUCCUCUAUAGACCUUCACAGUUCAGGAUACUCCUCUGUCCAGAGUGUUAGCCCCUCAUCCACCUGCUCCUCCUCCUCCCUCGUGCCUUGCACAUUUAAGACCUAUAUGUCUUCUCUGGGUGCAGCCUCUGCCAACGCCCAACCAGGCUUCCAUCUUUUGGUGCCCAUGCAGAGGCCCCGGGGCACGUCCAGCAAACAAGUGAAGAGGAAGAACUCUGCGGCUCAUAGUGGAGGCGAGAUAGAAAGGGAAGAGGAUGACAACAGGGAAGAGGACAGGUAUUCUAACAGUGUGGGGUUUCUGAGCCUAUAACCGGUGGUUAUUUUAUCCUCCAGCACUUUCCUUUAGUUCUCGACGUGGAUCCUCAGUCUGUCAGCUUUGCGAAGACCUAGACAUUUUGAGUUCAAGACAAGUAAGGGAAAAUAAUUAUAUGAAUAUGAAUUACCUAGAAACUUGCUGUUCUUUUACAAUACAUUUCAUUUCCUUGUUUACAGUCAUUCAAAUACCUCCCAUGAACCUAGACUCACAGUCAGCUCUUAAACCACUGGAACAUAUCUUCAUUUUCCUCAGGACUCUGGUACAUUGGUUGCCAUUUUUGUUUUACAGCCUUCUGCAACAAACCUCAAAACAUGUCACAUCACAGACUUGUUUGGGGAAAGUUUUCAUUGUUGAAAUCAUGUUUUGGAAAGCCUAGCUGUCAUGUCAUUGUGACGGUUUUGGUUAUCAUAGUCUCUGGUAUGCACUGUUAGGAAAAUGGUGUGUCGUAUUUGGUGAAAGCCAUCAAUAAGCGACAACUCUGUCAUCGUCUUUGUUGAUGAAAAUGUCUGUAUCUGAAAAUGUUACUGUAUUAAUACUUGUUCAGUUUUGUACUAAGUUCUACAUGUGUUUGCCAAAGGUACUGUGGUGGUGUCAUUUGUGUUUUCACGGGCAUCUACUUAAAAAGAAACAGCUGUGAAAUUAGUCUUUUAGUCGUCUGCAUCUUCUGUAGUCUUGUACAAAUACACCUGAUAUGCUGUUAUUAAUAUUUUGAAACAAUAUUACCGUAACGGCAUAGCAACGUCGU